AUGGCCACCGAAAAAGCCCGCAAAUCCCUCAUCGGCUCUCCCGGAAACUUCUGGCUCCACCACACAAACCAUGGCUUCAACCUAACACACCCUUCCUCCCCAAGAGAGCCCAUCACCACGCCAACACUAACCAUCGAAACCACCACCUCCCCAAUCACAGUCGACCCCUCCAAAUCUGCCCUUGUAAUCAUCGACAUGCAGAAUUUCUUCCUUUCGACCGCCCUGGGACGAACACCAGGCGGGCCAGGACACAAAGCUUCCGACAAUCUGUUUACCCACGCGAUACCUGCGGCUAGGAAAGCGGGUAUGAAGGUGGUGUGGUUGAACUGGGGGUUGACGGAGGAAGACUUGAAAACGAUGCCGCCGGCGGUGCGGCGCUGUUUUGGGUUCUUUGCGAUUCCUGAGGGGGAGGAGUUUGAGCGAGACUUCAGCCCAGGACCAAAAAGUGUCGGUGUAGACCGGUUUGGCGUUCCGCGCAAUGAGCACGGGAAGGAGGCCAUGUAUCAUGGUCUUGGAGCACCGUGCGGGAGUGUCACGCUCGACUCUGGGGAGACCAUUGCAGGAGGAGAUCUCCUGGUGCGAGAAUCGUGGAACGCAGAUAUUUACCCGCCUUUGAAAGAAGUGUACAAUUCUACCUCCGAUGCCUGGAUCCACAAAAACCGUAUGUCCGGACUGUGGGGCUCGUCCACGCCUUUCCAAGCUUUUCUGGAGAAAGAAGGAUUAAAGACAUUGUUUUUUGCCGGCGUGAACACAGAUCAAGUGUAUGUGGGAGUGGCUAAGCAAGAUGGUAUGUCGUGGGAUGAGUUGGACUACAACGAGCUUUCGUGA
Molecule: messenger RNA, 828 nt
Organism: Didymosphaeria variabile
Lineage: Eukaryota; Fungi; Ascomycota; Dothideomycetes; Pleosporales; Didymosphaeriaceae
Exons: 2
Coding region: 1-828 (275 amino acids)
Source: RefSeq, a predicted model, not a curated record